Alternaria triticimaculans is the source of this 2361-nucleotide messenger RNA. RefSeq lists its product as uncharacterized. NCBI's taxonomy places the organism in Eukaryota, Fungi, Ascomycota, Dothideomycetes, Pleosporales, Pleosporaceae. Bases 1 to 2361 code for a protein of 786 amino acids. The record is from RefSeq and is a predicted model, not a curated record. The transcript is spliced from 6 exons. Gene Ontology annotation, molecular function: trans-aconitate 2-methyltransferase activity; oxidoreductase activity.
AUGGUUCAUCGCUUACUAACAUACACAUCAGCGAUACAUGGAAGGCCUUACGACGUUUGGGGAGAUGCACCAGGAAAGAAAAACAAGAUUGGCAAGGCUGGUUACUGCCCACAUGGCAAUGAGUUGUUCUUGGGUUGGCAUCGCCCGUACCUUGCGCUAUUCGAGCAAUCACUGUCAAGCCAUGUCUACGAUAUCGCUAAAAAAGCACCCGCCGAUCAGAUCGAACGGUAUCUCAAGGCAGCAAACGAAUUCCGCAUACCUUACUGGGACUGGGCCCAAGGUACCACUAUUGGCCCCGUUCCCGACUUCUUCACAGCCCCGGAAAUAGCGGUGACGGAUACGGACGGCAGUCUGACAGUGGUGUCAAAUCCGCUGUAUUCCUACAAGUUCAAUCCCAUACCUGCUGGCUUUGAUCAAAAGUGGGCCUCUAUGAGUUCGACGAUACGCUGGCCGAGCGACGCGACCGCCAAUGCGACAUCGCGACAAUCGAUGUUUGUUGGUGCCUUCAAUGCCCAGUCCACCAAUCUGAUAUCUCAGGUUGGUGUUGCUUUCCGCGCAAGCACUUUCUCGCGAUUCUCUAGUAUACUAGAAGACCCGCAUGGUUGGAUACACGGCGUUAUCGGCGGUGGCUACGAUCCCACCACCUCUUCACCUGGUCAUAUGUGGCCGCUGGAGUAUUCGUCCAACGUCGACCGCCUACUCGCACUAUACCAGGGAGCGCACCCCGAUCUUUGGAUGGAGAAGUCAAGCAUAGGACCGCACGGCAACGUCUAUCUUGACGACUACCAAGAUGUUGACGCAAACACAGAACUCCUCCCAUUCAGAAAGGACCCUGGCAAAUUCAUGACCUUCAACGACUGUCGCAACACCGCUGUCCUAGGCUAUGCCUAUCCGGAAACGAAGCGCUGGAAGUUCGCAUCAGAUCAAGCCUAUCAGGCAGAUGUCACAGCGCAGAUUGCAAGGAUGUACAGUGGACGCGCCCGCGCACAGAGCAAAGUUACAGUCAUGAGUACCAAGCCGACGCCAUUCGGAGAAACACUCGAGGGCAACAAUGGCACAUACACGGAUUGGACUAUCGAGACACAAGCAAUCGCUUCCAAACUUCCACCAUCAUUCAUCGUCAAGUACUCGCUCGGCGGCAUGUUCAACUCCGAUCCAGUUGUCGACGUGGGAAGCUGGAUGAUGUUGAUGCCGGAGCGACUCGACGACGUGCACACCGAGAAAGAUCCCUCAACACCGGAGAAGUUGAUGAACGGUACAACAAGUAUCACACCCUAUCUCGUCGAGCAGAUCGAGAACAAGAGCUUGAAGAGCCUGGAGCCCAGCGACGUGGUGCCUUUCUUGACCGAGAAGCUGACCUGGAAUGUCUAUGAUCAAAAUGGUGAACGUGUCAAGUUCCCAGACCAAAAGACUCUUUCGGUCAAGGUAUUCAGCACCAGCGCGCGCGUGCCAGACAACGACGAAGAGCCGAUCGAAUACGACGAGGGAAGCACGGCUUAUCCCGAGAUCACGGCAGACCCCCCACCAAAAAAAGACUGGUCAGCAACCCAAUACCUCAAAUUCAACAACGAGCGCCUCCGCGCCGUCUACGACCUCGUCUCUCAAAUCCAACCCAACAUCACCAGCUCAACACCGCGUAUCUACGACCUCGGCUGCGGACCCGGAAACAGUACAAAAGUCCUCCUCGAUGCGUUCCCCUCUGCGCGCAUCACAGGCAUGGACAGCAGCCCAGACAUGCUGAAGAAGGCGACUGCGGAGUUCGAAGGCAAAAACAGCGUAGAUUUCACACGAGGGGAUCUGGCGACGUUCAAAGCAGAUGGGGAGACGGAUGUACUUUUCAGCAACGCGGUAUUCCACUGGCUCCGGUCUUCCGAACGCAUUCCCACGCUCGCGCGCCUCUUCUCCUCGCUGAAAAGCGGGAGCGUAAUAGCGAUCCAAGUCCCGGAUAACUACCACGAGCCGUCGCACCGGAUGAUGCGUGAGACAGCUCUCCAAUCAGGGAAGGCGUGGUCGGACUCCUUCGCGGAUACGCAGAUUGGCGAUUUGAAGGACACGUCAAGGCCGGAUUUGGAUCCGAUUGAGGAGCCGAGUGCGUUUUAUAAUGCGUUGGUGGGAGAGGCGAGUUUGGUUAAUGUGUGGAGGACAAAGUAUAUGCAUGUGCUCAAGGAUGCGGGCGCGAUUGUGGAGUGGGUCAAGGGGACGGGGUUGCAGCCUUAUUUGAAUAGGAUUGAGGGGGAGGAGGCGAAGAAGGCGUUUUUGGAGGAGUAUGAGAAGGGACUGAAGGGCGAGUAUCCAGAGUUGGUGGAUGGGAAGGUGCUUUUGGGAUACCCGAGACUGUUUGUUGUUGCUGUGAAGAAGUAG